GGCUCAGUAAACGCGACUGACCAGAUGGGGCCAGGUGAGCAGCUUCAGGACUGGGAGAAAACGAUUUGAACCCUGGUCGAGGGUAAUGCUGUGAAGUAGCCAAAAUCAUUGCAAUGGAUAGGACUAUGACUCGGAAAGCUGCCAUCACCUGGUUCACCACCACUCAAGCUGCAAAGCUGAUGAGAGGCGGCACAGUGCCAGACUGGUUCUAUGGCAUCAUCACCCGGAGAGAAGCUGAACACUUGCUGAAGGAUAAACCUCAGGGCUGUUUCCUCAUCCGUGUUGGUGAGAGUCGGAUUGGAUUUAGUCUCUCGUACAGAGCAUUUGAUCGAUGUCGCCAUUUUAUCAUUGAUGUGACGACAGAUGGACAGUACAACAUCACAGGAGAGCCAAUAUUCCACAAUUCACUGCAGGAUUUGGUCAACUACCACUCUCAGUUUCCCAUUGACCCCUACACUGAAUGCCUGACCAUACCUUGUGAACAGCUGAGCCAGUCCCCUGUCCAUUAUGAAGAGUUGUGUAUUUUUGUUCCCACAAUGGAGGCACAGAGCUCACCGAAUCGUCAUUCACGUUCCUCAGUUGGGGGUUCUGAUCCAGUGCCCUCAGACUCUGCUCCUGACAGGUGGACUGCUAAUCAAUCAAAACAAGUGUCCUGUGGCACUCCAUUACCCCCAAGAGGAGAUGGUCAGAAUUUGCCUCCUCUUCCACUUCCACGCCGAGGAGUCACCAACUCGAAACCAACACCAGAGACUGGAGACUUCUCUAGUGGUCAGCCUCCUCUCCUGCAAGUGAAGACACUUGACCUUUCAUUCAGCCAGCUGACUGCCUCCUCUAUGGAGCAGGAGCCCAUUCCUGCUGUGUCUGCUUCUGAUCCCCAGAAUUCAAGAAAUCAGCCCAGCAGCCCUGAUACAACAAACUGUCAUUCAAAUACUGAAUUUAAGCAUCAAGACAAUGAUAACCUCAACAGAAGACAGUCUAACCCCAUUCCUCCUCCAAGACAGCCCACUGAUCACCCUAACCCUAGGCCCAUCUCUCCCCAGAGACAGCCCACUGAUCACCCUAACUCCAGGCCCAUUUCUCCCCAGAGACAGCUCUCUGAUCACUCCAACCCCAGGCCUAUCUCUCCCCAGAGACAGCCCACUGACCACUCCAACCCGAUACCUAUCCCUCCCCAGAGACAACCCACUGAUUAUCCUAAACCCAGGCCAAUACCACCCCCAAGACAGUCCACUGAUCAGCCUAACCCCAGGCCUAUCCCUCCCAAGAGAGAGCGCAUUGAUCACUCCAACCCCAGGCCAAUCCCUCCCCAGAGACAGCCCACUGAUCACUCCAACCCCAGGUCCAUACCAUCCCCAAGACAGCCCACUGAUCACUCCAACAUCGGGCCGAUCCCUCCCCAGAGAGAGUCCACUGAUCACUCCAACCCCAGGCCAAUCCCUCCCCAGAGAGAGUCCACUGAUCACUCCAACCCCAGGCCAAUCCCUCCCCAGAGACAGCCCACUGAUCACUCCAACUCCAGGCCAAUCCCUCCCCAGAGAGAGUCCACUGAUCACUCCAACUCCAGGCCAAUCCCUCCCCAGAGACAGCCCAUUGAUCACUCCAACCCCAGGCCAAUCCCUCCCCAGAGAGAGUCCACUGAUCACUCCAACUCCAGGCCAAUCCCUCCCCAGAGACAGCCCAUUGAUCACUCCAACUCCAGGCCAAUCCCUCCCCAGAGACAGCCCACUGAUCACUCCAACCCCAGGCCAAUCCCUCCCCAGAGAGAACCCACUGAUCACUCCAACUCCAGGCCAAUCCCUCCCCAGAGACAGCCCAUUGAUCACUCCAACUCCAGGCCAAUCCCUCCCCAGAGACAGCCCAUUGAUCACUCCAACCCCAGGUCCAUACCAUCCCCAAGACAACCCACUGAUCACUCCAAACCCAGGCCAAUCCCUCCCCGGAGACAGCCCAUUGAUCACUCCAACCCCAGGCCAAUCCCUCCCCAGAGAGAGUCCACUGAUCACUCCAACAUCGGGCCGAUCCCUCCCCAGAGAGAGUCCACUGAUCACUCCAACAUCGGGCCGAUCCCUCCCCAGAGAGAGUCCACUGAUCACUCCAACCCCAGGCCAAUCCCUCCCCAGAGAGAUCCCAUUGAUCACUCCAACUCUAGGCCAAUCCCUCCCCAGAGAGAUUCCAUGAUCACGAUACUAACAUGAAAUAUACAGGUGACUCCUCUUCAACUGUGAAUGAUGAUGACCUGCCUUUCCCAACACAAAACAACUCUCAUCACUCUCCCAGGAUCACACGUAAUCAGGACCUAUCACGGGGUCAGUCCCUACCACAAGGUCAGCCCCACAGACCCACCAUCUGUUCAAUGCCGUUUGGUGAGAAGGAGACAGUGGAAGGUGCUCAGUUGCUGACUGAGGGAGAACAGGAAAGUGGCAGCUUUGAUCUUCCUAUAGAAUAUAUGACUCCUCCUCCAUAUGCUCCUGGAUAUUAACCCAGCCAAAAGAUUGUGAAGAUGUAAAGUUACUGAUAAAAGAUUUUUGCCUUUAAAAUUGUUUAAGCCAGUCCCGAAACAAAUCCUGGAUUAUUGUAGCUUGCCAUUAACCUGCUUCCCACUUGCUGCCUUAUCUCGCUCUUGAAAGGAACCUGGGGACAGGUCUCACUGACCUGGUGAAAUCUAAAAUAAAAACAGGAUCACCAGAGAACCUCUGGCAGUGUCUAUGGAGAGAAUAACAGAGUGAAGGGUUCCAGUCCCACAUGACUUUUUAGUAUUUUGUUUUUAUUUGGUGAAAGGGAAGAGCUGAGAGUGGGAUUAAAUUCAAUGACCUGGGGACUGGGAUUUUUAUGAUAUAAAUCCAUGAGUCUCAGAGGGAUAGAAAGCUCCAA
Molecule: messenger RNA, 2871 nt
Organism: Hemiscyllium ocellatum (epaulette shark)
Lineage: Eukaryota; Metazoa; Chordata; Chondrichthyes; Orectolobiformes; Hemiscylliidae
Exons: 6
Coding region: 114-2195 (693 amino acids)
Cellular component (GO): cytoplasm
Source: RefSeq, a predicted model, not a curated record